Kazachstania africana CBS 2517 is the source of this 1764-nucleotide messenger RNA. It is a transcript of the gene YCX1, whose product is annotated as Ycx1p. The transcript has a single exon. The coding region runs from base 1 to 1764 and encodes 587 amino acids. Lineage: Eukaryota; Fungi; Ascomycota; Saccharomycetes; Saccharomycetales; Saccharomycetaceae. Gene Ontology annotation, biological process: intracellular calcium ion homeostasis; transmembrane transport; monoatomic cation transport. Gene Ontology annotation, cellular component: membrane. Gene Ontology annotation, molecular function: monoatomic cation transmembrane transporter activity. The record is from RefSeq and is a predicted model, not a curated record.
AUGACCCAUAUACGUACAUUACUUCGAUGGGAUGUCGUAGUGUGGCUCUUUGUGUUUAGUCUCUUCAUUUUUCUAAACUUCUUUACUGGUUCUGAUGCUAUUAUUAUUGACAUCUUAAAUUUUCCAUUUAUUCUGGGUACCUGCUUCAUAACGUUAAGUUUAUUGACUUCUGAUUUCAUAUCACCAUCGUUGCAUGAGAUAUCCAGAAAUGUAUUUGGUAUGUCUGAUCGAAUUUCUGGCAUGACUUUAUUGGCGUUGGGGAAUGCUAUUCCGGAGAUUACAACAACAUAUCAUUCUAUGAAUACAAAUGUUACCUCACUGGCAAUAGGUGAGUUAUAUGGAGGUGUAUUUUUCCUCCUUACAGUAGUAUUGGGUUCAAUGAGCAUGUGGAGCACUAUAAAAAUUGGUCGUAUCCCUGGAAAUAAUGUCAAUUCUAUCGUAUAUGACAGAGGAAAUUAUUUCCAGGAUGUCAUCACAUUAUUAGUGGGCUUAACUAUUGCGACUGUUUAUUUGCAUGAUGGAAGGCUUAGCGUGAUAGAAUGUAUAUCGAUGGUGAUUAUGUUCAUAGUUUGUUCGUUGGCUCUGGUUUUCAAUAGUAAGGUUAAUGAAAUAUCUGAUGGAAUUGAUAAUUGUUGUUUAGAAAAUGAACCUCUAAUCCCACAGGCUGCUGAUAGAUUUAACAAUGAGGAAGAAAGGAGAAGAUAUGAAAUUAAAGUAAGAAUACGAAAACAUAUGAGACAAAAAUAUCAUGGUUGGGUGAAUAUUCGAUUGAAAGAUUUUCUGGCCAUUUGGGGGAACCAAUAUGACCUAGACGAUGAGAUAAAUACAUUACAACCUUUAUUGAAAAAUGUGCGCCAUGUUUCAUUGGAUAAUCAUUUAAGGCCCAGUCUACAGGGUAUCAGCCCAUAUGAUAGACCUGUGACAGCAAAGUCGUUGAGUUUUGAUCAUUUACCGACGCUGUCGCAGGAUGUUUUCGAAAGUGGGAGCGACAUCGAAUGUUCAGUAACGCCAAUUGGUACACACACUGGAGAUAUAAUUGAAAACGACACUGACUUGACGAUCUUACAGCAAGCCGUUUUUCUUUUGACCGCACCUAUCUCAUAUUCAUUGCAUUUCGUAAUUCCUACUCCCGUAGAAACGCUUACACAUUUGACAAGAUUACAGAUCUACGUUCUCGCACCUGUCAUAUUUUACUGGUCUGUAUUAAGUUGGCAGGUGACGUUUCUGGUAAUGCCAAUAAUGGCGAUUAUGUUAAGAAUAGCUUUAUCAUUCUUCGAAACUAAAAAAAUUCUAUCUAUUAUUACAUUUUCCAUGUCAUUAGCAACAAUAUCGGGAGUGGUCCAAAUUAUUGUCAAAGUAUUGACUAACUAUAUUGAAAAAUUAAACCUAGAGGGCUCAUUAAUUGGGAUGACAAUCCUAGCAUGGGGGAAUAAUGUUGGAGAUUUAAUUUCAAACUUAACAUUUAUAAAGAUCGGAAUUGUUGAUAUUUCCAUGGGUGCUUGUUUUGGAAGUCCUUUACUUUAUUUUUUACUUGGCAUCGGGGUUGAUGGUAUUUUACUUACGUUAUUGCAAAAGAAAGCUAUUAAUUUUACAUUUGAUUCACAUAUGUGUGUCUGUUGUCUGGGGAUCCUUGUUUCUUUUCUUACUUACAUAGUGGCGGUUCCAUUAAAUGAUUGGAAAAUUGAUAAGAAGAUAAGCUGUGUCCUGUUAAUGGAUUAUAUUACCAUCAAUGGGAUUAAUUUAUUUAUCCAAGUUUCUAAAUAA